UCCUCUGACUUCCAGGCUUGAGCUCUUUCCCUUGGGCCAAUCACUCAGUGGUAUUUAUCGAGUACCUUCUAGGUGGAAAGUACUGUACAGCAGGGCAUGGGAAGUGCUAAAGUGCCAUUAAAAAAAUGACACCUUCCCUUCCCGCGACGAGUCCAAGUUAGUAAAACCCCCAGUCCAGAUCCGUGAGGCGUUGGUUCCGAUCCAUUAUCCAGGAGUGGAUCGGUUCCCCCGCCUGUCCCCCCAAUUAACCAGCUCCUUCCAGGGGCUGAUUUUAAAAAAAAUCAAAUCUCACGGACUCCGGGGCCAGAGCCAGGCCUGGAGUUCCAAUACAGGGCCUGACGUGGGUGUAAUUUUUCCCUCCACUCACCCCACAAAAACUUAUCUGGAAAUCCUAUAUGUAUUCAGGUCAGUAAAAUGUUGAGUCACCCAACUUGCUCUCUUGUGCCUAGUAGGGGAAAUAGGGCUCCUCCUCCCGCUCCUUCCCUUGUGAAUCGAGAGUUCCCGUCUCCCACCCGACCCCCUACUAAAAUGGACUUUUCCCUCAGUGGUUCGCCAAGCUGUCUUCCGUGGGAGUCGCCGCUAAUUCUCUCGCCCUACGCCGGGUUUGGAACAGUGCGGCUUUCCCUGCCGUGAAGCCACUGGACUGGAUGUCCCCACGAGGAUCUGUGGCACGGAGGGCCUUGGCCCCUGGGGGCAAGGGAGUGUCUCCACCCGCCCGAUCAGCGGGGAAACCGAGGUCCAGAGGGCAGCGGCAGAGAUUGGGCAUCUGGGCCAUCUCUGAGGCGUCUCUCCGUCCACUCCUCCCGCCCUGUGGGAACGGGCCUGCUUCCUGCCGCGGGCGCGGAGAAGAGCGGAGGAGAGGAGGGGACGGAGCCAACAGAACCAGGUCCAGGCUCCUGACCUCUUCCGGCAGAUGGAGUCCAUCUCUCUGAACCCUGGACUUGUCUGGCUCUUUCUCCUCCUCUUCCUGCUCCCAACUGUGAUGGUUACUGCCCUGUGCUUGUGCUGCCGUGACCUUCCAGACUCGCCCUCGGAGUCGGUUUCGAGAGUCCACACCAACUCCCAGAACAGCGGUGGUUUGGUCAUCCUCAAACGCAGCCCAUACAACCAUUCUCCCUGGUCUGUGGUUUCCCAUCCGCCCGUGAGCCAUCCGGAUCUGCUCCCGGUCCCGAGAUCCCCGCAGAAUCUGGUGGGGUCACACCAAAAUCUCUCUGUUCAGCCGGAGCCGGACAAUGACAGCGUGCCCAGCUACGAGAACGAGAGCCCCCUCACUGAGGCAAAGGAAAAUAAGGAUGAAGAUGGAUAUCUCGAGGUGCUCCCAGAAGGCUCCCCGAUCCCCAUGCCCUCGCCCCCGCCCUCCCCUGUUCUCCCGUCCAGCGGCAUGGGCCCCCGGGACAGCGCAUCAUCCAUGGUGUCAGAGGAGUACGAGAAUGUUCCUGAGACGCCAGGGGAAUCUCUGGGCGGGAGUUCCGAGUAUGUGAACGUCCCGGAUGCCCAGGGGAAAGAGAUCCCUUUAGUCCACAUGGGUUUGAGUGACUGCGAGAGCGAGGAGGAGAGACCAGAUUAUGAGAACCUGCAGGAGAGAAAUGAACCCCCCCGGGGUUGAAACCUGACAGGCUCCAGCGACCAUCCUCCCCCAACCAAACCGGGGCUCCGUGCCGGAGGCCAGCCUGAGACCAGCCCCAAACCAGUCCAAGGCCGGCCUGAGAUCAGCCCGAGGCCGGCCCGAGGAGGCCAGCCUGAGACUCCCCCACCAACCAGGGCUUCUGCCCUCCUUCCUGAAAGCAGCCUGAGAAUCAGCUCCCGAGGCUCCAGCCUCUUAACUUAUUGCAGAUUUGGCCAAGACUCUUGCUCCCCCAGCCCCUUAACGCCCCCCCUCCACCCUCGUCUGUCUCUCUCCCGAACCUCCAUGGACUGACAUUCUGCACCUUCGCCUGACAUAUCCUGAGAACUCUUCUGGCAAGGGAGAAGAUCUCCCCUUCCCUCUUUGUAGCUGAAUAAAGUCGGACACUUGCGGAGUG
Ornithorhynchus anatinus (platypus) is the source of this 2021-nucleotide messenger RNA. RefSeq names its product linker for activation of T cells (gene LAT). Lineage: Eukaryota; Metazoa; Chordata; Mammalia; Monotremata; Ornithorhynchidae. Gene Ontology annotation, cellular component: membrane. The coding region runs from base 914 to 1606 and encodes 230 amino acids. Gene Ontology annotation, biological process: signal transduction. The transcript is spliced from 14 exons. The record is from RefSeq and is a predicted model, not a curated record.